GGUAUUCUUCAUCAAGUUUAUUUAACCAUCGUUCAUAUUGACCCACCCAAAAUGUUAUUCCGUGUUAUUUCACGAAAUCGUUAGAUUUGUAACAAUCUUCCAAUUAAUUAUACACGUGUGCAAACACAAUUUUAGAAGGAACGGUCAGACGCGAGAAAACUCCCAUCACUAUGACAGCUGUCAUGUUGACAAGUGAAUAAAAACGUUUUUUAGCUUUCUAAUUUGUCGAAAAAAGUCGCGAUGCGUGAAAUUUUGGCCUUUUUGUGCAUUAUUUCCUGUUGCGUGUUUGUAUCACAGGCCCAGUCCUACGACGAUAAAAGGUGCAAAUGCAUCUGUCCUAGUAUUUCUUCAGUGACAAACAGCACCGAAACGUCCCACAUGGCGCGUAUCAUGUACAUCACAAAUGUGCCCCCUAAGAAAUGUAACUGUGAUGGGGUUAUUUUGCCGCGAAUUGGUAGAGAAUUGCAAGGCAAAGAGCAGGAAUUCUGUCCCCGCUGUGAGUGCAAAUACGAGAACAGAAACACUGGAAUAAUAAAAGUGGUGGUGAUUAUUGUCAUUUGGGUGAUUUCGAUUUUGGUUAUCUACAUGGCGUUUUUGAUCAUUUUGGAUCCUUUGCUGAAUAAAAGAAUUAAAGGCAGUUAUCAGGAGCACACAAAUGAGGAUGAUGAAGCCAGUUCUGCUGGUCCCAUGUAUCAUAAUAUGAGUCUUAGAGGGAAUGUCCUCAACAGAGUGGGGCACCAGCAGGAUAAAUGGAAGAAACAAGUGAAGGAACAGAGGCGGAACAUCUACGAUAGACACACUAUGUUAAAUUAAAAAUUAUAUUUAGUUCUUCCAAUCCGUUGUUGAAUGAUUUUGUUUACAAUAUUUGAGUGUUUAGUGAGUAAACUGUUUUGUGUAAAUCAUUUUUUUAUUUUUUGUUUGUACAUACCUUUAUCUUAUGAUUCUUGAGUCUCAUAAAUCCAAACUAGUAUUUUCUGUAUACUUUUGUGAUAAUUAUAUUGUCUAAGAAA
Messenger RNA from Tribolium madens (black flour beetle), 1010 nucleotides. RefSeq lists its product as uncharacterized. The record is from RefSeq and is a predicted model, not a curated record. The coding region runs from base 241 to 813 and encodes 190 amino acids. Lineage: Eukaryota; Metazoa; Arthropoda; Insecta; Coleoptera; Tenebrionidae. Gene Ontology annotation, cellular component: lysosomal membrane. The transcript has 4 exons.